Messenger RNA from Pleurotus ostreatus (oyster mushroom), 2763 nucleotides. RefSeq lists its product as uncharacterized. The transcript is spliced from 9 exons. The record is from RefSeq and is a predicted model, not a curated record. The coding region runs from base 1 to 2763 and encodes 920 amino acids. NCBI's taxonomy places the organism in Eukaryota, Fungi, Basidiomycota, Agaricomycetes, Agaricales, Pleurotaceae.
AUGAUAUCUGAUUCCCAAAUAGCACUAUCCUUAGCCAUGGCCAGACGGUGGCUCCGCUGUGACUUCAAAGGAUGCGCUGGAAGGUUUAAGAGCUACCGCGGUUGCACUCACCAUGUUUGCAGCAAGCAUUAUAAUGGCAACACAGUUCAACGUGGCUCCCCGCUACCGCCAGAUGCUAUUGCCAGUGGAAGUAGUGUGCAUUCGGACCACAACAGUGACACUUCAGAUUUGGAUAAUCCAAGUCAAGCAAGCCACAGUGUAUGUUACAACAAUGAGGGGGAUGUACCUUGGGCCGAGCCUAAGACCAAGAAGACAUCCCACCUGCAACUUACAGGCACUCCAUGCCACCAUGACAGCGAUCAGCUAGAACCGGAUUCUCCCCCACCUCCGAGAGACAAACCUAGCAACAAUGAUUGGUCACCUUUCGAUUAUAGCAUGCAAUUCCAGAUUGCCGACCUUCUCUUUCACAAAGACGAGAUGUCGACUUCCAAUCUCAACGAGUUAUUCACUCUCUUGGGACUCAACCCACCGCCACCAGCCACUUCUGACUCUGAAGACUCAGCCAGUGACAUGGGCAUAAACCCCAAGGCCAGUGCUCCCUUUAAGGACCACGAUGACAUGUAUAACACCAUUGAUGCCUUGAAGCUUGGUGACACUCCGUGGCAAUGUCUGAAAGUCAACCCUUGUGGUACGGCUGAAGAACCACUAUGGAAACAGAAGAUCUACAAAGUUUGGUUCCGAGACCCGGACAUCGUACUGCAAAACAUGCUCGAUAACCCUGAUUUUGAUGGCAAAUUCGACUAUAGUCCUUACGUUGAAGUCGAUGACAAGAAUAACAGACGCUGGGGUGAUGCCAUGUCUGCUAAUUAUGCAUGGCGUCAUGCAACAGAGAUCUAUAACGAAAACCCUGAGCAAAAUGAGCACACCAUGUACUGUCCUAUUAUCCUUGGAAGUGACAAGACCACGGUAUCUGUUGCUACUGGACAAGUUGAGUACCAUCCAUUGUACCUCUCUAUUGGGAACAUUUGGGGCAGCACUCGUCGCGCGCACCGUCAAGGAGUUAUACCAAUUGCCUUUUUAGCCAUUCCGAAAGACUACCCAGAGCAAGUAAUGCUCGCAGCCAUUGUGCAAGGAUGGUGUCCACGAUGUACAGCACUGUGCACCGAACUGGAUAAUCCAACAUUUGCAGCAAGACAAGAGAAAGAGCAUACAAAUACAUUGAUUAGUACAUUCGAUCCAGGAAUCCUAUGGAACAAAUACGGAGUGGAUGAUGACAUCAUCCCAUUUACGAAUGAUUUUCCUCGAGCUGAUAUUCAUGAGAUGAUAUUGCCUGAUCUCCUCCAUCAAAUCAUCAAAGGUACCUUGAAGGAUCAUCUGGUAGCUUGGGUGGGAGAAUAUCUAGAACUUGAGCAUGGUCAAGCGGGGGCCAAAAGAAUUAUGGAUGAAAUUGAUCAUCGAAUAGCAGUGGCGCCAAGCUUCCCUGGCCUUUGUCUGUUUCCAGACAGUCGUCAGUUUAAACAAUGGACAGGCAAUGAUUCAAAGGCCUUGAUGAAAGUUUAUCUGCCUGCCCUUGUGGGGUUUGUUCCAUCUGAGAUUAUCAAGACGUUCCGAAACUUCCUGAAUUUCUGCUACCUUGUCCAACGACCAGUCUUUACGCCACAAACACUUGAACAUGUCAAUCAAGCUCUGGCAGUGUUUCACCAAUCUCGUGAGGUCUUCCAUGAUCUAGAAGUUCGUCCUGAUGGCUUCUCAUUGCCACAACAGCACUCGCUCAUCCAUUAUCCCCACCUCAUUCAAGAGUUCGGAGCACCAAAUGGAUUAUGCUCAUUGAUUACUGAAUCGCGGCACAUCACAGCAGUCAAGAAGCCUUGGAGGCGAUCCAGUCGCUGGAAUGCCCUUGGUCAGAUGUUAACCACGAAUCAAGGUUUGAACAAGCUUGUGGCAAUGCAAACUGACUUCGAGACCCGUGGGAUGCUGCCUAUUUCUCGUGACGCAGUGCCAAAGCCAGUCCCAUCUGAUCCACUAGAUGACUCGGCGGAAGGAUGCGCUCCCACAGAUGAUUUAGUCGAGGGCAAUGUUAUGCUUGCAAGGAUGAGAAUACGCAACUAUCCUCGCCAUAUGGAUCUUCUGGCUGAACACAUCAACAUUCCCAAACUUCAUGGACUCACACGGCGAUUCCUAUACAACCACUUGUAUCCCCAUGCGCACUAUUCCUCUAACGACAUCACCUUGGACGACUGCCCUGAGAUCCAUUCCAAAGUAUCUGUUUACCACUCUGCCGUCGCCACAUUCUUUGCACCAAGUGACAUGUCAGGUAUCCGGGGUAUGCGCUGUGAGCGUAUUCACUCUACUCCAGACUGGCGUGGCAGCGGAGAACAGAGGGACACUGCUUUUGUUGUGGAGGACCAGGAGCACCCAGGUUCUGAAGGCAUGGCCGUAGUCCGUGUUCUUCUAUUAUUUUCUUUCAAAUAUGAUGACAUGUUGAUUCCCUGCACUUUGGUCCGGUGGUUUAAACGAUACAGCCAACGUCCCAAUGCGAAUACCGGAAUGUGGAUAGUUCGACCGGAGACCACUGGCCAGAAUGACAUGCCUGUCCUAUUGGUUGUUCACUUGGAUAGCAUGCUUCGCCUUGCGCACCUUCUUCCUGUCUUUGGACCGGCAUAUCUACCCUCGCCGUUCUCUCAUAUGCACUCCCUUGAUGCUUUCAAGGCUUUCUAUAUCAAUAGAUACAUUGAUCACCAUGCAUUUGAGAUUUUAUUGUAG